AUGAAUGAAGCCAAUCUUAAUUUAUCCACAAAACAAAAGCUUGAACCUUUUCUUUUAUUAUCAAAGUCAGCCAAAGGUAUAGCCUGCUGUCAGCUCAUAAUGGACGCUUUAAAUGCGCCCGGUGUUUUUGUAUUCACCGAGCUUUAUGAAUCACCCAACAUUGUUCAAGCCUCACAAUUACCCCAAGUGAUACCCUACUACCAGCUUUUACGCAUCUUCCUCUAUGGCACAUUUAAAGAAUAUCAACAACAAAAACAUAAUUUACCAACAUUAUCAACAACACAGAUAAAAAAGCUUAGACAGUUAACCCUUGUUUCUCUUUCAGAACACACACAGACAUUGGACUAUGCCUUUUUAUUAAAUGAACUAAAUAUAGCCACAGUUCGAGAACUGGAGGAUUUGAUUAUGGAUGCCAUGUAUGAUGGUCUCUUGACAGGUAAAUUAGAUCAACGCCAACAACAACUUUUGGUGACCAAGGCGAUCGGACGUGAUGUGAGACCAGAGCAGCUAGACGAAAUGAUGGAGACAUUGGGUGCAUGGUCAGCACAGACAGCCAGGACACUUGCCCAUCUAGAUGCUAAUAUAGCCCAUCUGCAGGAGACAGUUCAGACAAAUCAGCAGGCCAAACUUGACUUUAAUCGACAGAUAGAAGAUAUUAGGAAGGAAUGUAGAGAGAGCAGUCAUAGCUUGUCGAAUGAAGUUCUUCAAGAAGAUGGCAGAUCGUCAAGAAAAGCAAGGGACGCGUAUAAUAUUCGAAAGAGGUAUGCUGAUCCUUUUCUAACCCGAUGCAUGUGUUAA
Molecule: messenger RNA, 798 nt
Organism: Rhizopus microsporus ATCC 52813
Lineage: Eukaryota; Fungi; Mucoromycota; Mucoromycetes; Mucorales; Rhizopodaceae
Product: PCI-domain-containing protein
Exons: 3
Coding region: 1-798 (265 amino acids)
Cellular component (GO): COP9 signalosome
Source: RefSeq, a predicted model, not a curated record